AUGAUCGAUCGCCUGGAAAUGAAUAUCCAGCGUAUGGAAGCUCAUUUUCAAAAGAUCGGAUUUGACCUGGGGGAAGUGGUGAACGGGUCAUCUUUAAUCGAGGGUCUUGAGCAGUCAGAUGAAUCCCCAUCGUCGAGUCCGGCUGAAAAUACGCAUUUGAUACACCAGACGGGUGUUUGGAAUCCAAAACCAAGACACCUGGUCGCUGAACAAGACCCCUCUGCUGCUACACAGAAGGUGUAUCAUUCGCUGGUCGACUCAGCCUUGGAUGAAUUUGAUCCAGUAGUACCGGCGGAUCUGACCUGCUUCUACGUUCCAAGAUGUUUUACGGGUACACCGAACCCUGGUGAGAACCCUUGGUCGAUCUCAUGGCCGAUAAAAGCUGAUUAA
Molecule: messenger RNA, 390 nt
Organism: Penicillium digitatum Pd1
Lineage: Eukaryota; Fungi; Ascomycota; Eurotiomycetes; Eurotiales; Aspergillaceae
Source: RefSeq, a predicted model, not a curated record